Messenger RNA from Microthlaspi erraticum, 1338 nucleotides. Lineage: Eukaryota; Viridiplantae; Streptophyta; Magnoliopsida; Brassicales; Brassicaceae. The record is from the annotation of a GenBank genome assembly.
AUGGAUACUACAGUGCUGAGCAGGAACUUGAAAUCUGAGUCAACCAAAAACCGAAAGGGAUAUCCUGGGAUGUGGCAGUUCCCUAGAGAUACCGACAAGUGUUGCAUCUACAGAGUCCCUGAAAGUCUGCGAAGAGUAAACGCAGAAGCAUACACUCCCCAACUAGUCAUCAUUGGACCUCUUCACCAUUCUUUAAAAUCUCAAGCUCUCAAAUCUCUUGGAGAUAUCAAAGACACAAAGUCGAUGGGGUACGUGAACGUGGAAGCGCAUAAGAAGAUCUACCUUGCUAAAUUCGCAAAAAGGCCUGAUGUGAAUGAAACCAUUGAUGGUUUUAGAAGAACAAUCGAACAAGAGGAAGAGAGAAUCAGAGAAAGCUACUCGGAAUCAACGACCUGGAUUGAAUCUUCAGAGUUCGUGGAGAUGAUCCUGCUUGACUCUGUUUUCAUACUAGAGUUCUUUUUAAGGAAGGGUUUUAGCAUUGUUGGAGUGAAAACAGGGGAUCCUCUCAUUGACGACCUUUGUCUUGCAGAGACAAUCAACAAUGAUCUCAUGUUGCUAGAGAAUCAGCUUCCUUAUUUCAUCCUCCAUAAGCUCUUCCAUCCAAUCUACCCUACACGCAUCCUGCCCUUAACAUUCCGCGAAUUGAUCACCACCUACUUUGGAUUCAGAUAUAAGAUCGGAGACGACUCAAAUUUCAGUCAUUUCACUGAUUUGGCCAGAUGUGUCCGCGUUGAAAAACUUCAAGGGCCUGGUCAACAUGAAUUCAAGCACUUACACCAUUUGUUUAACGCGGAUAAGCUACAUAGUGGGGGAGUGAAAUUCGAGGCAUUGGAAGAAGAGUUGUCGCUGGAGGUGAGAUUUGAGAAUGGUUGUUUAAAGAUGCCUUGUCUUUGGAUCCAUGAUACUUCGGAGAUGACUUUGAGAAACAUAAUGGCGCUUGAGCAAUGCCACUACCCUCACACCGUACAUGUCUGUAGUUACGUUGAAUUCAUGGAUUACCUAAUCGACACGGAUAAAGAUGUCGACUUGCUUGUCGAGAAAGGGAUAUUAAAAAACAUGAUUGGGCAGCCCAGCUCGGUGGCAGAGAUGGUGAACAAGCUCGGAAUGGGCAUUAUUAAUCAAGGCUCUUACUAUUAUGAUGUAGCGGUUAAAGUCCACGCUCACUAUUCAAACCCACUGACUAGGUCACACGCCAUCCUGAAACGCGUUUAUUUCGGUAACAUGUGGCUUGGAACGGCCACUGUAGCCGCCACGUUACUAUUGAUUAUGACAUUCCUCCAGAUGGUGUCUUCAGUCAACCAGCUUGUGCAUGACAAAGACCCAGUCAAGAGGACAUAG